This is a messenger RNA of Glossina fuscipes, 3002 nucleotides long. Its product is annotated as ribonucleoside-diphosphate reductase large subunit-like. Gene Ontology annotation, biological process: DNA replication; deoxyribonucleotide biosynthetic process. Gene Ontology annotation, cellular component: ribonucleoside-diphosphate reductase complex. The transcript is spliced from 3 exons. The record is from RefSeq and is a predicted model, not a curated record. Gene Ontology annotation, molecular function: ATP binding; ribonucleoside-diphosphate reductase activity, thioredoxin disulfide as acceptor. NCBI's taxonomy places the organism in Eukaryota, Metazoa, Arthropoda, Insecta, Diptera, Glossinidae. Bases 412 to 2865 code for a protein of 817 amino acids.
UUAGCAAUUUAUUUUCACAUGAGUUGAAAAUCUCCGAAAAUCAUGAUUCAGCGUUUAUCUUUGGACUGCUUCCUUUGUUAGACCAUCACCUUUUUUUCAUUGAGCGAAAGACAGUAAUGACUUGGUACCCAAAUAAGAUGCAGUUUCGUUGCGGACAAUAAUAUAAUGCUUCUAAAGAGGUUAGCAAUUUAUUGCGAUUAUUUGGAGAGAAGGCCUAUUGAUUUGUCAACAUAUGUAUUCAUUUUUUGAUAGAAGAUUUACUGGACCAUUGAUAGAGCUGGAUUUUGCUUGCUAUGAGUCAAUCUGGAGAAUUAUAAGUGGUUGACCGACCAGAUUGUCUCUUGGAUCGAAUUAAGGCUCUAUACAAUGAGAGGGAUUUACUUGCCGAGAACACAUUAUAAUUAAGAUAAAAUGGUUAAUCAAAAAUCAAACAAACUGUUCGUAGUGAAACGAGAUGGUCGUAAGCAAAUGGUACAUUUCGACAAAAUAACUUUCAGAAUCCAAAAGUUGUGCUAUGGUCUUAAUAUGGAUUUCGUUGAUCCGACCGCCAUUACAUUGAAAGUAGUAAGCGGGUUGUACAGCGGCGUCACCACGCAAGAAUUGGAUAAUUUAGCUGCCGAAACUGCGGCCUGCAUGACCACCGAUCACCCGGACUAUGCUAUUUUAGCCGCCCGUAUUGCUGUAUCAAACUUGCAUAAAGAAACAAAGAAAGUAUUCUCUGAAGUGAUAAGUGAUCUACAUCAUAAUGAAGAUAAUGGCUUUCCUUCGCCUAUUAUAUCAGAUUACCAUUACAAGGUUGUAAAAGAGCAUGCUGAUCGACUAAAUUCGGCCAUUAUUUAUGAUCGCGAUUUCAGUUACAAUUUUUUUGGCUUCAAAACAUUAGAACGGUCUUAUUUGUUAAAGAUUAAUGGGAAAAUUGUGGAGCGGCCACAACAUAUGUUAAUGCGCGUCGCCAUUGGCAUUCACGGCGACGAUAUUGAGGCAGCUAUCGAAACUUAUAAUCUCAUGUCGGAGCGUUACUUCACUCAUGCUUCCUCAACUUUAUUUGGUGCUGCUACAAUUCGCCCGCAACUGUCAUCCUGUUUCUUGUUAACGAUGCCGGAAGACUCCAUUGAUGGCAUUUUUAAGGCUGUAAGGCAAUGUGCUGAAAUUUCCAAAUCGACGGGUGGCAUAGCUCUGAAUGUCCAUUGCAUACGAGCAAAAGGUACGAAGAUAUCCGGUACUAAUGGCGUAUCGAAUGGUCUUGUUCCUAUGUUGCGCGUCUUCAACAAUCUUGCCUGUUAUGUACAUCAAGAUGGCAGACAACGUAGAGGUGCACUUGCUAUCUACUUAGAACCUUGGCACGCAGAUAUUUUCGAAUUUCUUGACUUGAAAAAGAAUACGGGCAAAGAGGAAGAUCGUGCGCGGGAUUUAUUUUUUGCUCUGUGGAUACCAGAUUUAUUCAUGAAAAGAGUGGAAGCUGAUGAGCAUUGGUCUUUAAUGUGCCCCCAUAAAUGCCCUGGCUUGGAAGAUGUAUAUGGAGACAAAUUUGAUAAAUUGUACAUAAAAUAUGAAGACGAGGGUAAAGCGAAUAAAAUAAUAAAAGCUCGUGAGUUGUGGUUCGCAAUAUGCAGUGCCCAACUAGAGACCGGAACUCCUUACAUGCUUUACAAAGAUGCUUGUAAUCGCAAAAGUAAUCAACAGAAUGUUGGCACAAUAAAAUGCAGUAACUUGUGUACAGAAAUUGUCGAAUAUACGUCGGCUGAGGAAAUAGCAGUUUGCAAUCUGGCCUCAAUUGCGGUGAAUAUGUUCGUGACGACAGAUAAACAAUAUGAUUUCCAGAAACUGAAAGAAGUUGCAAAGCUUAUAACAAGAAACCUCAAUAAGAUAAUCGACGUCAAUUACUAUCCGCUGCCGGAAGCCAAAAAAUGUAAUUUACGUCAUCGUCCAAUCGGUAUAGGCGUCCAAGGAUUUGCUGACGCACUAAUUUUAAUGCGUUACCCCUAUGAAAGCGAGAAUGCUGCUCGCUUAAAUAAACAAAUUUUUGAAACCAUAUAUUAUGGUGCUUUAGAGGCUAGUUGUGAGUUGGCCAAACAAUACGGUCCUUACGAAACAUAUGAAGGUAGUCCAGUUAGUAAAGGCAUUCUUCAAUAUGAUAUGUGGGAUAAGACGCCUACUGAUCUAUGGAAUUGGUCGGCUCUUAAAGACGACAUUAAGAGUUAUGGAGUGCGCAAUUCCUUGCUGGUAGCACCAAUGCCUACCGCGUGUACUGCUCAAAUUCUUGGUAAUAACGAGUCUUUCGAGCCAUACACGUCAAACGUUUAUACACGACGUGUAUUGUCCGGUGAAUUUAUUGUCGUCAAUCAUCAUUUGCUCAAAGAUUUGACUGAGUUGCGCCUUUGGAAUGAUGACAUGAAAAACUUAAUAUUGGCACAUCGCGGCUCAAUACAAAACAUUGAGGCCAUACCUGAUAGUAUAAAAGAAUUGUAUAAAACGGUUUGGGAAAUUUCAGUGAAAUCAACCAUUAACAUGGCUGCCGAUCGCGGUGCUUUCAUCGACCAAAGUCAAUCAUUCAAUAUACACGUAGCUGAACCUAGUUAUGGUAAAUUGUCUUCUAUACAUUUUUAUGGAUGGAAAGCCGGUUUAAAGACCGGUAUGUAUUAUCUAAAAACGAAGCCAGCAGCGAAUCCCACACAUUUUACAGUCGAUAAAACUCGUUUAGCUGUAAAUAGCACGUCACCAGCGAAAAAGGUUGAAGAAAACAACGGUGGCAAGGAAGUACUAGAAUCAAUCGCAAAUAAUGCGGAAACCAAAUGUGAAAGUCAAAUGGCUGAAAUCGUAUGUUCGCUAGAUAAUAAGGACGCUUGUUUGUCGUGCGGCUCAUGAGCUGCAAUUCUAUAUUCCUUGUCAGAGAAUUUUGUUAAUAAACAUGCAUUUUUCUUCGUGUAAAUGUGGAAUUAAAGUCAGUCAGGUGGGAUAUCCUCGAUUUCUGGGUAGAACUUUAAAUGAGAGCCUAGACUUUC